Leguminivora glycinivorella is the source of this 3127-nucleotide messenger RNA. It is a transcript of the gene AlaRS-m, whose product is annotated as alanine--tRNA ligase, mitochondrial. Gene Ontology annotation, cellular component: mitochondrion; cytoplasm. Gene Ontology annotation, molecular function: alanine-tRNA ligase activity; amino acid binding; aminoacyl-tRNA deacylase activity. The transcript is spliced from 15 exons. The record is from RefSeq and is a predicted model, not a curated record. Bases 161 to 3127 code for a protein of 988 amino acids. Gene Ontology annotation, biological process: alanyl-tRNA aminoacylation; tRNA modification. NCBI's taxonomy places the organism in Eukaryota, Metazoa, Arthropoda, Insecta, Lepidoptera, Tortricidae.
GUGAUUCCAGAAAAACUUUUCUUUUACGUAAACAAAAGCGGUUAAACUAAACCGAUAUUAUUAUUUAUGUGUUUUAUAAUGUAUUGAGGUUCAGUAAUCUUAAUUAUUUCAUAAUUUUAUUUUGCGAUUAAAACGUAGAAGAAUAAUAUAACCUAUAACAAUGUUACGAAUACCGGUUCGAAGCAGAGUUGGACUUGAAAAGUCGCUGGUCCGGAUGAAGUCGUCGAGCAGCUUUAUACGAAGUACUUUCAUUGACUAUUUUGUCCACAAUCACGGCCACAAGCAUGUAAAAUCAAGCUCAGUAGUGCCCCUGUGCGACCCCUCGGUGCCCUUCGUAAAUGCUGGCAUGAAUCAGUUUAAAGGCGUGUUCCUCGGUCGAGUGGAGCCUCCAUGUCCUCGUGCUGUAAACUCGCAGAAGUGUGUCCGCGUCGGGGGCAAGCACAAUGAUCUUGAAGUUGUUGGCUCUGAUGGACACCAUCAUACUUUCUUUGAGAUGCUUGGCAACUGGUCGUUUGGGGACUAUCAUAAGAAAGAAGCAUGCAAAAUGGCAUGGGACCUGCUUCUAGGCCCGUACCGGUUCAAGCCUGAAGACCUAGUGGUGACAUACUUCGAAGGUGACCCUAUCCUCGGCAUCAUAGAGGACCGGGAGUGUAGGGACAUUUGGAAAUCACUGGGCGUGAAGUCCAGCAGACUCAAGGCGUUAGGCACAACAGAUAAUUUCUGGGAGAUGGGCGCCACUGGGCCCUGCGGACCUUGCACUGAGGUACACUACGUCAACAAGGACGGCAGCCUCACGGAGAUAUGGAAUAUUGUAUUUAUACAGUGCAACAGGGAAGCCGACGGGUCUGUGAAGCCACUUCGCAAGCACCAUGUUGAUACCGGCAUGGGUCUAGAGCGAACCACGGCUCUCAUACAAGGCGCCCCGUCCAACUACGAUACGGACUUAUUCCAGCCUCUGAUGAAGGCUAUUGCACAGAACAGCCCCGGCGCGCCUCACUACAAGGGCAAGUUCGGCGACGGCGCGCCACUAGACACCGCAUUCCGCCGCCUCACAGACCACGCGCGCAUGCUAGCAGUCUGCCUUGCUGACGGCGCAUUCCCUAACACCAACCUGAAUCUAAAGCAGAUAAUGCGUACAUCCCUCAAGAUCUCCACCGAUGUAUUCGGCAACCAUCGUCUAGUCCGCAUUUUAUACGACGAAGUGGCUGACACUCUUGGGGACGCCUACCCAGAGUUACACGCGAGAGCUAAGGACGCCAAGCUGAUCAUAGAGCAUGAGGAGCAGGCUUACAAGAGAUUGCGGGCAGAGCUGGUGAAGAAGUGGCGAGACCUGCUAUCGCAGCAUCCUGAAGUCGAGGCUAUGAGCGACGUGGAGAUGGCCGGCUUCCCAAGAGGAUAUAAAGAGUUCAAGGAGGUCAUGUCCAAGCAAAACUCCUCCGUAAUACCAGGCGAGCUAGUCUUCAAGCUAUACGACACCCACGGCUUCCAAGAAGACGUCAUAGAGCGGAUCGCCAAACUCAAUCACCUAACCAUAGACAAGCCGGCUUUCUGGAAACUUCUCCAACAACACAAGACGAGGCACAAGACCGCCAUACAAGAACAAACCGCCAGCCGAGCGCAGCUAUUCGAGAAAGCCAUAGAAACGCUACAAAAAGAUGACAUAACCUCAACUAACGACUCACAUAAAUACAAGUACUCAAUAAUAGACAGUGGAAUACAAUUUGAACCAUUGAAGACGAAGUUAGUAGCAAUUUUAAACGAAAAUGGCGAAUGGAUAGACUUUUUAGAACCAUCCGAAAACAUGCCUUACUAUCUAAUAACAAAAGACACUAAUUUCUACUGCGAGGAAGGCGGCCAAAUAGCAGACUCGGGACUUAUUCGUAUAAACGAUCAAGUGUUUUUAAAAGUGGAAAGUGUUUUUAAAAUUCGAGAUUUCGUGUUCCAUAAAGGCUGUUUCACAAUAACUGAACCUACAGACACUUACGUGAAUUCUAAUAGUGAAGUGUUACUAGAGUUAGAUAGUGAAAAACGUCUAAGUGUAAUGCGGAAUCAUACGGCAGUGCACUUAUUGAACGCGGCGCUUAGGAAAGUGCUGCCGGAUAGUGUGGUGUGUCAGACCGGGUCGAGUGUUACGGAUAAGGGGUUGUCUUUAAAUUUGUCGGUUUAUGGGCAGAGGCUGACGCAGGAUGUGAUGAUGAGAGCGCAGGAGUUGAUUCGUGAAUCAAUUCAAGCCAACACGCCAGUGGAAUCCCGGGUCAUAGACAGUCUUCAACUAAACGAGUCCAUUUUAACUGUUCCUGGCGAGAGCUACCCGGAAAGCGGCUUACGUGUAGUAGAAGCUGGAGCACCGUUGCCUUCUAAAGAGUUAUGUUGCGGCACACACGUGCCAUCUACGGGGCAUAUUGGCGAGCUGUGCGUGACGCUGGUGAAGGCGGCAGGCGGCACCUCGCCCAAUAUUCACGCAAUCACUGGCCCUAGAGCCACUGAGGCCCGCGAACUCUUCUGCAAAUCUCACCAACUCUUGAAAGUGUCCGAUCUCCUCGACCCCGAACACAGCAAGGAACAAAUAGCAGAAAUAAAACAGCGACUAUCCGAGCUAUGCGCCGGCAGCGGCGCGCCUUACGCGGAGUAUAGCCAGUGCCUUGACGCGCUGGACAGCGUACAGAAAACCGUCGCCACCAACGACCUCGCUUUACAUUCUGUAGUCGAAGAAGAAAUCCGUGACGCGACUGACGAAGCCACUCGCGACGGCCGACGAUUCGUCGUCCACUUCCUACGAUGUUCCUACAUCAUGGCGCCCACAGCUGCGACCGCUGCUCUGAGAAGUCACCGCGCCGGCAGCACACCGACAUUACUGCUGGGGUGCGCUCAGGGGGUCAUUACUGCUGUCUGUACAGUGCCCAAGGACAUCGCGUCUCACUCUUUCAAUGCCAAGCAGUGGAUAAGCAGUAUCCUGCCAGUAUUCAAGGCGGACUUGGUGCCGACGCCUGCUUUAGAAGCCAACAUUUACGCGGAGAUGACAGGCACUAAGAAUAUUUUACACUUUCGCAACCAGGAACCCGCGUGGCGAGCACUCGUGAACUUUGCACAGAUGCCGGAAAUCCGGUUGGGCGGGUUCUCGUCAUAA